AUGCAAGUCAAAGUGAAAACAUUGACAGGCAGAGACAUCCCUGUUGACAUCGAACCGACCGACAGAAUCAUUCGUGUCAAGGAAAUGAUGGAAGAAAAAGAGGGAAUUCCUCCCUCCCAGCAAAGACUCAUUUUCAACGGAUCACAGUUGGACGACGAAAGCACGGUUCUGGAGUCUAAUAUCACACCAGGGAGUUCCUUGCACUUGGUGUUGACCUUGAGAGGUGGAUGGUAG
Molecule: messenger RNA, 234 nt
Organism: Meyerozyma guilliermondii ATCC 6260
Lineage: Eukaryota; Fungi; Ascomycota; Pichiomycetes; Serinales; Debaryomycetaceae
Gene: RUB1
Product: NEDD8 family protein
Exons: 1
Coding region: 1-234 (77 amino acids)
Biological process (GO): protein neddylation; modification-dependent protein catabolic process; regulation of proteolysis
Cellular component (GO): cytoplasm; nucleus
Molecular function (GO): ubiquitin protein ligase binding; protein tag activity
Source: RefSeq, a predicted model, not a curated record